Pseudovirgaria hyperparasitica is the source of this 2744-nucleotide messenger RNA. RefSeq lists its product as uncharacterized. The record is from RefSeq and is a predicted model, not a curated record. Lineage: Eukaryota; Fungi; Ascomycota; Dothideomycetes; Acrospermales; Acrospermaceae. The transcript is spliced from 2 exons. The coding region runs from base 195 to 2612 and encodes 805 amino acids.
CUUCAACACCUGCGUCUCCUUCACUUCAUAACCACAGUGUUCGUUCAUUCCGACCUUGCUCUUCGUUGACUGUCUCGGAGUCAUGCUGUGCCCAUCUCAAAGCUGUCAGCAUAAUAUCACACAGUAGAGAAGUGCGCAUCACACCACAGUCCAGUGUGGCAGAGCCAGAGACGCUCCAGACUCAAAGCCAGGAAAUGGCUUCGACAGACUCGCCGUUGAUUAACGGCCACUCGAUGCCUUCACCUGGUCUGCAGCAAUACGCUGACUUCUACGAAAAGCUUUCUAUAUUACAACAGGAGGUCUAUACAGGCAGACACUCGCGCAUCAGGUUACCUGAAUCUGUAGUUGCGCGAUUGAUGCAACACACAGUGCAGAAUGUGCCAUCAACGUCUGUUCCAGUAGCUAAUGGAGACACUAACGUGUCGAUCUAUACAACGCGCUCACCCACAUCUCAAGACCCAGCUGCAAUCUUGUUCCCGCCCUACUCCACGGAGAAGGCAUUAGUACCGCCUCCUAUCCCUUCGGCGAAACGUCAACUGUCGGAACUUGAUCCAAUUUUCUUGACAAAGUCUGAUGAUCUGGUGAGAGCAGAAACACAAUUAAGACGCCAAAGAAUAGAACGAUCGCUCAAAGACCUAUAUGAUGCGAAGAAAGGAUUGCCACGCGACAAAGACUUUCCUUAUGAUUCUGAGAUACGUUUUGACGUUGACGAAAUCUUGGCCAAAGCUCUUGCACUGGUCGAGCCCGUGUCAGGCUUCGAUGAUCCAGAACCCAGUGAUUCGUUCGAUGAGGAUUCUUACUACUCAAGUAAAGCAAAUAGCUGGUCUACAGACGAACAGGCCGCUAGUGGUUGGAAGGAUGAUCAUACCAUACAGUCAAUUGCUACUAAAGGCAAAGCCGGACUGAUCGUUGAAGAGACUCAGCGAGGUAUGCCUGAUACUCAGGCUGAAGACAUUGAUCCGGAUGACGACGAUGAAUACGAGCCAACAGCUGACCUGGAGAUGAUAGAGCCUGAGUAUGAACCAGAACUAUCUGGUGCUCAUCACAGUGAAGAUGAUGAUUACUCACCUCCACCAGCAGACUUGAACUCAUCACGCGCUCCAAAUGGUCAUGUCCCAAGCAUACCUGUAAAUACGUCUGCCCGCAAUGCAAGGCGCAGCCGAACACCAGAGCCAGUACCUGUGUUCAGGAAUCAGAUCACAUCUCCUAUCGCCCCGCAGCCUUCUCGUAUCUCCCCCCUGGCCACGGCAAAACAACCGCGCGGGACUCGGAACCGCAAUAACCAACAUGGGCAACAGAAUAAGAGUCGACCUGGCUCACCGGCUGGUCAUGAAAAUGGAGGCCCGAGCCGGCAGAACAAACAGGGAAACGGUAAUUUUAAGUCGCCUCGUAACACAGGUCAACAGAGCCCCAAUGUACCCAAGAACGGCAUCCAAAAUCCCCGAAAACGAAGGAGAGAGGAACAAGCAGAGAAACAGGCAGAGAAGCGACGGAAUUCUGGAAAGAGAGUCGCGCGCUCGCCUCCAGUCCUUGAGCCAGUCAUUAAAGAAGAACCCGUCUCACCACCACCAAUCGCCAGGCUCUCGGAUCCGCAGCCGUUGCGGCGACGACUGCAUGAAUAUCCCAGCGACCUCGAGAUCAUUCAACCAAGGGAGUUGGUACGACCUGUUUAUUACCGGGAUGUUGAAUCGAGACAAGCUCAGCGUGCCUAUGAAGUCGACGAACCCACUACACCAAUUCAGACUGUCGCUAGAGUGCCUUCGACUUCCAGUCACAGACGAAUCUUGGAAAGGGACGAUCAAGACCUGAGGCGAGUCGCUAGUCUACAGUAUGCUCGCCGGCAAUCCCCUCCUGCAGAUGGAAGAUCUUCACGAGCAGUCUCACACGCAUUCGUAGAGCCAUCCCUACAGCCAGUGUACCGUACGGCUUCCACGCGCCCAACCCCUUCACAGUAUAUCCGCGACCGAUCCAGGUCGCCAAUAUAUGUUGAGGAUGCUUACGCAGGAGCUAUGCGCCCACCUCCUGCACCAGCUCCAAGACCUUUCAUCGUGGAUGAGUACGGCAAUAAAUACUACGCUGCACUACCGGAACGUUCACGCGUAGUAGAACGCAGCUCUACUAGGGAACCAAUGCUACGCGCGUCAGUAAGACCUGUGGAUACAUAUGAUGACGAAGAGGUUGUGCGAAUGCCUCCACCGGUACGUAGGUACAUUGAGCACGCUGAACCUGAAAGGCAAUACCGUGUCCGCGAAUUUUCGACGGCUCGUGAUGACCCGAGUCGCCAACCUAUUGCUAUGUAUGAAGACAUGCCGCCUCCGCCACAGGCUUAUGUAAGUCGUGCAUACAGCAUGCGCCCUGAAGUAGUUCAUCGUGAGCCCGGCGUGGAGUAUGUGACGAGGCACCAGUCAAUCGCCCCAGGUAGAGAUUUUCCAGGACGAGGAGCAUCUGUGGCACAAGGAUAUAGAGAGGUCAGUGUGAUGAGGGAAUCUAGACAUCACGAAGAAGGUGUACGGCACAUUACGUAUCAAGCGCCUACCUCUCAGCGAAGAUACGUGGAUGAGGGUGAGGAAGACCUGUAUGGGGAGCCUUCGAGAAGAGUGGUUUACCGCUAACAAUUGGUCGAGAAUUGUACUAUGUUUGUAUAUUUAUUUUUAGCUAGCUGUGCCAACAGCCGCGGAGUCCGCUCUUUAUAUAUUGUCCGACAAGUCGGGAUAUAGCAGUCCAUUUGACGUUACCAAACAUGC